UUUUUAUUUUUAUUUAUUUUCAAAAGAUUCCAUUUUAGUAGAUGAAACGACUUUCCAACCUUGUGCGCUUAUAUAUAUAUUUGCUUCUUCCAACACACUUUCUUCAUCCACACCACCUAACCUUUGUAACUGCAGCUAAACCAGCUUCUCAAGCUAUUAAGACAAUAUGGGGCAAAAGCAUUUUGCUAUGGUGUUCUGUUUAUGGGCUUUAACAUGUUCUCUGCUUCCUUCUUUCUCCGUCGGAAUGAUGAGAGUUGGUUUGAAGAAGAGACCUCUCGAUCUUCAUAGUAUUAAUGCUUUUAGAAGAGAACAACGACUUAGAUCAGGAAGACCGAUGAUGAGUGCACAUGAUCGGUACAUUGGUAAGUCCAAUGGUGAAGCUAUAGUACCUUUGAGUGAUUAUAUGAACGCUCAAUAUUUCGGUGAAAUUGGAAUUGGCACGCCGCCACAAAAAUUUACUGUCAUAUUUGAUACCGGUAGUUCCAACCUUUGGGUUCCAUCAUCCAAGUGUUACUUUUCUCUUGCCUGCUAUACCCAUAAUUGGUACAAGGCGACGAAAUCCAAUACAUAUAACCAAAACGGAACAUCGUGUAAAAUAAACUAUGGAUCUGGAUCAAUAUCUGGUUUCUUCAGUCAAGAUCAUGUUAAACUUGGCAAUUCUAUUGUCAAGAAUCAGGACUUCAUUGAGGCUACACGAGAAGGAAGUAUUUCUUUUCUGGCAGGAAAGUUUGAUGGAAUAUUUGGACUUGGAUUUCAAGAGAUCUCAGUUGCAAGAGCUUUGCCAGUAUGGUACAAUAUGAUGGAACAAAAUCUUAUAGGUGAGAAGGUGUUCUCUUUCUGGCUCAGCGGGAAUCCUAAUGCGAAAAAGGGUGGUGAAUUAAUUUUUGGUGGUGUGGACCCUAAGCAUUUCAAAGGAAAACACACUUACGUUCCAGUUACUGAAAAAGGUUACUGGCAGAUUGAAAUGGGAGAUUUUUACAUCGGAGGCUCGUCAACAGGUGUUUGUGAAGGUGGCUGUGCUGCUAUUGUGGACUCCGGGACAUCUCUGCUUGCUGGUCCAACUACUGUUGUGGCUGAAAUCAACCACGCCAUUGGAGCUGAAGGUGUUUUGAGUGUAGAAUGUAAGUCCGUUGUUUCUCAAUAUGGGGAGCUGAUAUGGGAUCUCCUAGUAUCAGGGGUAAAACCUAGUGAGAUAUGUUCACAAGUUGGUUUAUGUACUAUUCGCCGGGAUCAAUCUAUGAGUGCUGGGAUUGAGAUGGUGACCGAAAAGGAACAUAGUGAAUUGUCUGCAAAGGAUACUCCUCUGUGUUCUUCUUGUCAGAUGCUUGUUGUUUGGAUUCAGAAUCAACUAAAACAAAAGGCGAACAAGGAGAGAGUAUUCAACUAUGUGAAUCAACUGUGUGAGAGUCUUCCAAGUCCAUCGGGUGAAUCAGUGAUAAACUGUAACGACAUCUCCAAGAUGCCAAACAUUUCAUUCACUAUCGGAGACAAACCCUUCGUCCUCACACCAGAACAGUAUAUUCUAAGAACUGGAGAAGGCAUUACCCAGGUCUGUCUUAGCGGGUUCAUUGCUUUCGACAUUCCUCCUCCAAAGGGUCCACUCUGGAUUCUCGGUGAUGUUUUCAUGAGGGCAUAUCACACUGUUUUUGAUUACGGAAAUCUCCAAGUUGGUUUUGCUGAAGCUGCCUAGUUAUGAAGUUGUGGAUGAAUGAAAGAUUAUGUUAAUGAAUUUUUUCAUAAUUUCGUUUCUGCAUUGUAAAUAAGUUGUACUACUUUGUAACUAAGCUCAGGUUCACUCCACGGAUUCAAAUAUGUAUGUAUGUAUUAUCUAUGUCUAUGGACGUGGUAUGUUAAGACGUGAAAAAAAUACACUUGAAAGUUUAUGUGCUCUUUACAUGAAGAACCAUUUUCAUUUCUGUGUUA
Messenger RNA from Vicia villosa (hairy vetch), 1923 nucleotides. Its product is annotated as aspartic proteinase-like. Gene Ontology annotation, molecular function: aspartic-type endopeptidase activity. Gene Ontology annotation, biological process: lipid metabolic process; proteolysis. The coding region runs from base 167 to 1690 and encodes 507 amino acids. NCBI's taxonomy places the organism in Eukaryota, Viridiplantae, Streptophyta, Magnoliopsida, Fabales, Fabaceae. The record is from RefSeq and is a predicted model, not a curated record. The transcript has 14 exons.